Messenger RNA from Ananas comosus (pineapple), 1036 nucleotides. RefSeq names its product probable carbohydrate esterase At4g34215. Lineage: Eukaryota; Viridiplantae; Streptophyta; Magnoliopsida; Poales; Bromeliaceae. The record is from RefSeq and is a predicted model, not a curated record. The coding region runs from base 112 to 942 and encodes 276 amino acids. The transcript is spliced from 2 exons.
UAAUUUAUCUUUCCUUUGACUCUGCUGAGUGGGCAAAGCAUCUCUUCCUCUGUUCCUGCGCAAAUGAAAGCAUUUCGCUCUUGAGUCUUGAAUCAGAUUCAGCGACGGCAAAUGGAGACGAGCAACGGAGGCGGCAGCGGCGACGAAUCGGCGCACGUCCCGCCACCACUCGCAUCGGACCCUGCUCCUCGGCCGGCGGCGAUGGCGACGAUCGAGAAGAAGAAGCACAUCUUCGUGCUGUCGGGGCAGAGCAACAUGUCCGGGCGGGGCGGCGUGCGGGCGCGCCGCUGGGACGGCGUCGUGCCGUCGGCGUGCGGGCCCGCGCCCUCCGCCGUCCUCCGCCUGUCGGCCGGCGCCCGCUGGGAGGACGCGCGCGAGCCCCUCCACGCCGACAUCGACACCGCCAAGACCUGCGGCGUCGGCCCCGGCAUGGCCUUCGCCAACGCCCUCCUCCCCCGCCUCCCCGUCUCCUCCUCGUCCGCGAUCGGCCUCGUCCCCUGCGCCGUCGGCGGCACCGCCAUCCGGGAGUGGGAGCCGGGGACCCACCUCUACGCCCAGAUGGUGCGGAGGGCGAAGGAGGCCGUCGCCGGCGGCGGCGAGCUCCGGGCGGUGCUGUGGUACCAGGGCGAGAGCGACGCCACCGAGCACGCCGCGCCCAAGUAUCGAUCCAACAUGGAGAAGCUGAUCAAACAUGUGCGAUCCGAUCUCAAUUCCCCCGAUCUACCAUUCAUCCAGGUUGCUAUUGCUUCAGGGGAUAAGCAGUAUAUAGAGGAGGUGAGAAAGGCUCAACUGGGAAUUGAUAUGCCCAAUGUUGUCUGUGUAGAUGCUAAGGGAUUACAACUAAAUGAAGAUAACUUGCAUCUCUCAACUGAAGCUCAAGUGGAGCUCGGCAAUAUGCUCGCGCAGGCCUAUAUCAAGCAUUUUUUGACAUGCAAUUUGUAGAUGAGAAACCAUGAGUAGAUAAAUAUUUGCUUAAUUUUUGUUUUAUUGUCAUUAACGCGUUGUUUGUUAAUAAAGAAUGUAUUAUUCCAUUAAA